This is a messenger RNA of Drosophila navojoa, 1967 nucleotides long. Its product is annotated as xylulose kinase. Gene Ontology annotation, biological process: xylulose metabolic process; D-xylose metabolic process; phosphorylation. Gene Ontology annotation, molecular function: D-xylulokinase activity. Gene Ontology annotation, cellular component: cytosol. The record is from RefSeq and is a predicted model, not a curated record. NCBI's taxonomy places the organism in Eukaryota, Metazoa, Arthropoda, Insecta, Diptera, Drosophilidae.
AUAUUAGCUCACAAUAAAGUCAGCAGUUGAUACGUUUGAUUUGCUACUUCAAAACCGUCAAUGUUAUUUUAUUAUCUAAAGCGAAGGUGUUCAUAACUGAACGAUAGAAUUGAGUAUAUAAGAGUGCUUCUAACUUUUCGAUAAGUGGAUUAAAUAAUACACAUCCGAAGAAUGCCGCAAGAGGAGCAGGAUGCUAAACAAACCUUUUUGGGGUUUGAUUUGAGCACGCAGAAGCUAAAGGCCAUCCUUUUGAAUUCAGAACUGAACGUGGUUGCCACAGCUGAGGCUAAAUUCGAUAGCGACUUACCGGAGUUUCGAACCAUAGGUGGGGCGAACCCAGGCCCCAAUAAAUUCGAGUACUUUGUUCAGCCGGUGAUGUGGGUUAAGGCAAUGGAUAUUGUGUUGGAUCGUUUAGUGAUGCAGGAGGUAGACCUUAGCACUGUCCUCGCCAUUAGUGGAUCUGCUCAGCAGCACGGCUCUCUUUACUGGUCGAAGCACGGCAUUACGGCUCUACAAAACUUAGAUGCCGAUAAGUUUUUGCACGCGCAAAUCGACGACUCAGCGUUUGUUGUUAACCGAACGCCUAUAUGGAUGGAUGCGUCUACAUUAAAGCAAUGCUUUGAAAUGGAGACGGCUAUUGGUGGGCAUACUGAAAUGGUUCAGAAGACGGGCUCCAAGUGCUACGCGCGCUUCACAGGACCACAAAUUCGCAAAAUUUACCAGCAACGCACACAUGCAUAUGAGGACGCACGGCGUAUUUCAUUAGUCAGCAGUUUUCUGGCCUCGCUGUUUCUGGGAAAAGUGGCGUCCAUUGACUAUGCCGACGGCUCCGGCAUGAAUCUGUUGGAUAUUCGUAAUAAGACGUGGUCAAAAACGUGUCUCAAUGCUUGUGCGCCAGAUCUGGAGGAGCGCCUUGGGGAACCAGUCAGUGGAUUUUCCAUUCUUGGCAAUGUGAGUGACUAUUUCGUGCAGCGCUUUUGCUUUCCACCCACAUGCAAAGUGGUAGCGUGUACGGGAGACAAUCCGUCUGCUUUGGCCGGAAUGCUUGUCGACAAGAACUGGCUGAGUAUCUCGCUGGGAACUAGUGAUACGCUUAUGAUGACCUUAGACGAGCCCCCCAAUUUGGAAGAGGGACAUGUCCUAUGUCACCCGACUGAAUCUCAUGAAUAUAUGGGUCUUUUAUGUUUUAGAAAUGGAUCACUCGUUCGUGAAGCGUUAAAAAAAUCUGAAGCUGAUAACAACUGGGAAAGAUUCAAUGAACUGUUAGACUCGACGCCACGAGGCAAUUUCGGAAAUAUGGCACUGCACUUUAAUGAGAUGGAGAUUAUACCAAAAGCUAAAGGAACGCUGCGCUGGAACAAGGAUAUGAACAGCAGUUCGCACGAUGCUGCAAAGGGUGUGCUUAAAUUCAGCUCGCCGCAAAUUGAGAUUCGUGCUUUAGUCGAGGGUCAAAUGCUGCAUCAUCGAGCUAUCGCGGAGGAUAUGGGCUUCCACUUUGGCAGCCAGACAAAUAUUCUUGUUACUGGCGGUGCAUCCGUCAACAAGUCCAUACUGCAAGUCAUUGCCGAUGUCUUCAAUGCACCAGUUUACACACAAAAUGAAAGCGAGGCAGCUCUUCUUGGUGCUGCAUAUCGGGCAGCCUAUGCGUAUCAUCUGCAUCACAUUAGCAACACGGAGUCUAUUAAAAGCUAUCGCAACUUUAUCUUGGGCCAGACCCCAAACCAUUUAAAGCUCGUUUGCGAACCUAAUAAGGAUAGUGGGUCCAUCUACACGCCCAUGCUACAGAGGUAUAGGGAUAUGGCCCACAUCCUAGAGAGCCAGUUUGGUCAUUAAACUAAUUCUCAUGAUACGGUCACCACAAACUCAACAAGUGGUCGUCCGUCUCUUCUUACUUUGCGUCCCAUGAUUUGGAUAUCUGUCAAGUUUUUCAAUUCCACAUUCCAGUCUUCAUUUCUUAUAACGGCAUA